GUAGGCCUUGGAACAAUCUGCCUCAAGCCUCAGUCCUCACCAUCUCGGCAUCGUCUGCAGAAAUCACCUAAAGUAAAAAAAAAAAAAAAAAACUUAAGAAGUGCGUAGAUUUCUUUGGUUCAAAUUCGACAAAAAGUUUUACGUUUGUUCUCGUAAUGGCUUCUACGCCAAGUUUACCAGUUUCUUUGCUCAUUGCAAGCAAAUCUCAGGCAAUUGGUAAUGAGCCCCAAAAGAAGACUAGGGAAGACUGGAGAAAAGCAAAAGAACUUGAAGAAGCUAGGAAAGCAGGAACUGCGCCAGCUGCAGUAGAUGAAGAAGGCAAAGACAUAAACCCACAUAUUCCUCAGUAUAUAUCUUCUGCACCAUGGUAUUAUAAUACCAUAGGGCCAACAUUAAAACAUCAAAGACCACAAGAAGAUGAGAAACAGAAACAUUUGGCUAGAGUUGGUGAUUGGUUUCAGCGUGGGGUUAACCUUGAUUCCUUGACAACCAAAUUUAGGAAAGGAGCUUGUGAAAACUGUGGGGCAAUGACUCACAAAAAAAAAGAUUGCAUGGAAAGACCUAGAAAAGUUUUGGCAAAAUACUCAGGAGCUGAAAUUGCCCCAGAUGAGUUUAUUCAACCAGAACUAAAAUUGGACUUUGAUGGGAAACGAGAUCGUUGGAAUGGUUAUAAUCCAACCGAACAUUUGGGCAUCAUAGAAGAAUUUGAAAAAGUUGAGGACACUAAAAGGCAGCUUAAAGCUCAAAGGCUGAACACUGGAGAUGAAGAAGAUGGAGGUGAAGAAGAAAUGGAUGGUGAUGAAGAUAAAUAUGUUGAUGAAGUUGAUAUGCCGGGAACGAAGGUGGACUCUAAGCAAAGAAUCACUGUUCGUAAUUUAAGGAUUCGUGAAGACACCGCAAAAUAUCUGCGAAAUCUGGAUCCAAAUUCUGCUUAUUACGAUCCUAAGACCCGUUCUAUGAGGGAAAACCCCUAUAAAGAUACGGGAAAAGAAGCAGAACAGGUUGAUUAUGCAGGGGAAAAUUUCAUUCGUUUCAGUGGAGACACGUCAAAGCAUGCUCAGGCCCAGUUGUUUGCAUGGGAAGCACAGCAUGCAGGUGUUGACGUUCACUUGUUAGCUGAACCAACCAAGGCUGAAAAACUCAAAAUUGAAUAUGUUGGUAAAAAGGAAGAAAUUAAAAGCUCUAUUCAGGAGGGUAUUCUUGAACGCUAUGGAGGUAAAGAACAUUUACUAGUUCCACCUAAAGCUCUUUUACUUGCCCAAACUGAGCAAUAUGUUGAGUAUUCUCGAGCUGGAAAAAUCAUCAAAGGUGCUGAAAAACCUGUAGUAAGCUCUCGCUAUGAAGAAGAUAUAUAUAUUAAUAACCAUCAAUCGGUUUGGGGUUCAUAUUGGAAAGACGGUCAAUGGGGAUUCCAGUGUUGUCAUUCGACGAUGAGAAACUCCUACUGCACGGGAGAGAGCAAAGAUAUAGAAGAAGAAAAAAAAACUGGUUCUUCGGUUGCUAUAACUGCAAUAAAAGUCGGGUACCCAGCUUCGGAAAACGAAAAUACAGACAGCCAAGUAGAGGAGCAAGUUGAAGAAGAGCGUGAACCCGAAUUACUGUCAUCCAAGAAGGAAAAAGAAUGUGAGGCCUCAUUAAAAUCUGAGGCUCGAAGGAUGAAGAAGAGGGAAAAGAAGAAGAAAAAGAAAUCGCAAAAAAAAGCAAAAGGAGUAAAGGAAUCCGCACACGAAAGCAGCAGCUCCGGUACUGACGAAGAAAAUGAAAAGAAGAAAAGAUUGCUUGAAGCUUUAAAAGUGGAAGAAAAGCGUAUUAAGCAAGUGGAACUUCUUAUGGGCUUAGACGAAAGGAAACGCCCUUACAAUAGUAUGGUAGAAAGCAAAGCACCCAAUGAAGAGGAACUAGAAGCCUAUUACAUUAAACGUAAACGUGAUGAGGAUCCCAUGGCAUACUUUUAGAAUUCAUGUCGAAUAAAUAUGCAUCUUCUGAUCUGCUGUUCCUUUUUUUUUUCCUGUUUUCUUUAAUGAGAUUUUACCAAGUCUCUUGUAUUAACCAUUUUGAAUUCAAAUAACUCAAAAACCAUUGUAUUUCGUCAAAAAAAUAAAUGUGUGUGAUUAUCGUUA
This is a messenger RNA of Daphnia magna, 2120 nucleotides long. It is a transcript of the gene Slu7, whose product is annotated as pre-mRNA-splicing factor SLU7. Gene Ontology annotation, molecular function: pre-mRNA 3'-splice site binding. NCBI's taxonomy places the organism in Eukaryota, Metazoa, Arthropoda, Branchiopoda, Diplostraca, Daphniidae. The record is from RefSeq and is a predicted model, not a curated record. Gene Ontology annotation, biological process: mRNA splicing, via spliceosome. Gene Ontology annotation, cellular component: spliceosomal complex.